AUGCCAAGCUCGACGAGCGGCGGCAGAUCUAGCACCAUCGCGACAGCUGCUUUCUCUACGCCUUCGACGUCCACGACCCACCAUGCCGGGCCAGGUAGCAGACGGGUCUUUUCAUCGCGGAAUGCUGCGGGCCAGACUAAGCCAGACAGCGCGAAUGCGAGCACUGUGGAGCCUCAGGCUCCCAUCACGGCUUCCUCCGCGGCCUCUCCGAAUAUAGGUGCUUCACCUGAGCGUCCCACUCGACGCGCGCCUCUUGCGGCCGCAGCUCCGGUCUCCCGCUCGCCGUCUUCUUCUCGAAAUGCUCUGGAGCGCAGAAGAUCCAAAGCUGGCACUCGGUCUGGUACCUCAUCCUCAACUUCAUCCACAGCAUACACACCAUAUAGUCAACAGCACCACCGCAGCAUGUCCGUCCAGUCGCAGGCUUCUUCGAGCACCGCUACAGACGGCGCGUCCUCAUCAGGCCGGGAUAGCCUGCUCUACCGCAAGGCAUCUUCUCGAGCCACCGCAACUGAUGGCAGCGAUUCGCUGGGCAGCUUGCAUCGCAGUCGCAGCUCGGCGAGCACGAUACCCACGAGCCCAGACACGGAGCCUCUGGUCGUCAUCAGCAAACAAGCAGCGACCGAGGCUGGUAUAUUACUAUCAGGUGCAACAGGAGAAGCUCAAGAUACUGCGCCGAUGGUGACGAAAUCCAUGCAUGGCGGGAUGGCUGACCUGAAUCACCGGAACAAGCCGCUGCCUGUCCCGGGCGUUGCAAAUCGCGAGGGCUCAGAAGCGCUCUUGACGCCGCAGGAUGCAUAUUCGCACUCUAUUCGAAGUGCUGCCGCCGAUGAGAGUGUGAACAGUAUUCCCUCUUCGUCCAGUGCAGCCGUCGCGCCCAAGUCGCCGACGAUGUCAUCUCGGUCGACGCUCCGAUCAGCCCUCAUCUCUGGCGGCAAGUACCUCAAGACGAAUCAGCUUUGGGGUCAGCCUAGCACUCGACAGGCUCGAGCUGGCGCUCAACCUCCCUCGUCCGAAAGCGAUACCCACUCGAGUCCUAUCCAACCGUCCCCAUCUGCAUCAACGUCCAAUGUCAGCGAUGCUGGGGGAUCUGCCACAAGCAGCAAAGAGGCUACGGCAAGUUCUCAUCCCCCUCGCUCCCAUUCACCCUUCCUCUUCAAGCGCAUGUCCAAGUCCAAUUUGCAUGGGACGUCGCCGGCGAAGAGCAUGGCGGCGAAGUCUGCGUCUACCACCGCCGUCGAUACCUCGACUCCUUCCUACUUUUCUCUCAGGCGUGGCUCUCGCGCGCGUCAGGAGCUUACGGGCGUGGCUCAUGAAGUGGAAGUCGGCGAGGCUGUCACAGCUCCUCGAUUGCAACAAGCAGCUAGCGAAGGUGUCACUGAGACAUCGCAAGCCCCCACGAGUGCUCCGGAACCUCUGCCUUCACUACCUCUUCCCAGCAUCUCGAGGAGCCCACCUUCAACGGAUCUCGCCACCUUCAUGACGCCAUUCACGGCGCCACCUCUUGCUAGGCCUCCGCUGACACGGACGCGGUCAAAAAGCGUCGGCGAGGUCGAAGGUCACCUAAGCGGUGGCGCUAUGCCUGCGGCUGCGGCCGACCUGUCUCCCACCAGCGUAGAUGUACCUCUGCCCGAAGCCAGUCAGCUUGAUUGGUUCCACCUCCCACCCAUCGAGACCUCGCAGCAGUCUUUUAUGGGCUCUGGCAUGGAUCGUCAAGCCUCGUCGCGGCGUGCUCCCUCCUCAUUCAAGUGGACACGCGUGCUGAGUAAGAAAGGCAGUAUGUCAGGCAAGCCAUCAGCUGCCUGCGACUGCGACGAAGAGCAGCCGCCGCCGCUUCCUCCUCCGCUUCACGCUCGUACGAGCAUCGAGAGCCGGCGCGUGGCUAGCCCACGAGGCUCGAACGUGUCCAAGCAGAGCUCAAAGACGGUCAAGCAGGAGCGAGGCGACGUCGACUUAGCAAGGCUACGCAAAGCGAGUGCAGCUUCUGCUCGCUCUCAGGAGACGAGCCCUCGCAUGAUCCGCAAACAGUCUCGCAAGGGCCAAAAUGAGGGUACGCAAGUGUACGUUGCGCCCAAGGCAGCAGCCAGCACAAGCUCUGUCAGGAGCAAAAGUAGCGCUGCCGGUCCAAGUGGCCAUCGCAAGACAUCCUCGGGAUCUGUCAACGCUUCUUCGCCUCUCUCGCCGAAUCUAGCGCAGCUUUGGUCGACGGCUGUCAGGAUGGGCGAGCCCGUUGACUUCGUCGAUGGUGGAGAAGACAGUAUCGAUGAGGUCGAGCGAAUGUUGCCCCCGCCGCUAUUGUCCAACACAUCUGUGCCUCUCCCUCCAACUUCAGACGGGCCGAGUCCCAGGGAUCAGAGUGCAAACCCCCAGCUCCGGCCCCCCAUCGCCCCGCUUGCCACAACCUCAGACAGCAGCAGUACAUCGCCCAGAAGCAACUCAGAUCGCUCAGACAGCUCGUUGCACGCAUCAACAUCAACUCGCAAGACUCCAGGGCGCUCUACCUUCACGCGAACUCUUGCUACCGUCUUCGACCCCCGGCCAUCUGUUGCUGGUCGAAAUGACUACACCCCACCGCGACCUACUUCACCCCCCAUGCCACUCCCGCCUCGCUCAGUAUCUUCCAUGAGCGGCCUUAUCACGCGACGUAUCGGUGCCACUCCUCGUGGUACGUCCAAGACGCUGAAUGCUGGAGUCACGCCAACUCGAGGUGCUGCGCCUGUCCCAUCUCCAAGGACUUCUUCGGCGAAGCUGUCAUCAUCGAGGGCGCAAGCAUCCUUGGCCGCUGAUCCCAGCCCAUCACCUUCCAGGGGCGGACCUUUUGGCCGACGUAGCCUCGAUCUGAUGUCGAACAUCCCUACACCGCCGCGCCGCAUCGAGUCUUCAACGGUCGACUCGCCGUACGCGAUCAUCCAGGGCGGUUCGACUGCGGUAAAAAGAGUGGCGCGCGGUCGUCCGACUGCACCAGCCCAGACACGGACCCAUGUCGCCCCCAGAGAGAAGACAGCGUCAACGAUCCUUCCCAGGACUGGUACAGCAGCAUCUUCCCAGCAGGCUCGCGCUGCGAAUGGCUACCUGCCGCCCUUGUCAUCGAGGAGGAUUGAGAGUGAGCAGCCUGACUCACCAGACCGCUCCAUCCCGCCGCGAAGCUCGUCGCAGCCUGGCGGUCUCAAGAGCAGCAAGUCGACCCGGCAAGAAUCCCCUGUCCUGGCGAAGAAACCAGCUCCUUCGCUUCGAAAUCCGGCCGCAGCUUCGAAGCUGUCUCCGGGAGCACUCAAGAUCGAUACCUCCGUGGCUAGUGCACCUCGCCAGCGUAUGCCACGCCCUUCGUCCUCGCUGGGAGUGUAUGGUCUCGACAGUGAUGCGCCCACGAUGCGUCGGCUAAAUCGCCCACACUUGCAAGAUUUGGACGACAAAGCUUUCCUGGAGAUGCUCGAGGGGGCGAGAAGGCAACACAAUGAGCAAGCAGCAAAGGAUGCAGAGAAGGCAGAGAAGAUCACGCGGAUGGCGCAGAUGGGGAUGGCUACGGGAUACAAGGCGUCGAGAGAUGUCAGUGGCAGGGAGAACACUGAGCAUGCUGUGACUUCAGCACGGCCAGGUGCGAGUGGGUCUGGCGACGUCACUUCGAGGCGAGGACGAGCGGUUAGCAAUCCUCGCUCGUCGACCUCUCGCAGAUCAUCCAGCGCCGACGGUCGUCUGGGGGGCAAGACUCACGCCGAGGUCCGUCACGAGGUCAGGGGUGCCAGUCAGGGCGAUCCUGCCGCCAUGCAAGCUCUGGCUGGCGGCAACAGCUUUGACAGUGGAUUGCACGCGCCUCUGGCGCUCACUGCAGCUCUGUCCCAGCCUCAUCCGCCUGGCUCCAUCGCCCUCGUCGCGGCCAAUGUCGGCCAUGCUAGCGGCCAGCCUCAGCUGCACAACGCAUUUGCCAACGAUGACGACUGGAAGAGGGAGGUGCGUGCACUGUUCAUCAUUCGAGAGCUCCUCGCCACUGAGAAGAGCUACGCGCGCCACCUUGAGAGCUUGUUGCAGGCUGUGCGAAAGAAAGCUAUUGCGCCGUCGUCCUCCUCGGCCUCGCCUUCCACCACCUUCUCUGCAGCCCAUGGCAAUCGCAGCGGCAACGGACCUACGAUAGCCAAACGUAAAUCGGUCGUAGGCCUCUCAAGCGUCACGUCAACGGUUAAGUCGUCAUCCUCCAACUCUCCCUCAUCUGGCUCUACGGCAACAGCUGUACCGAUUGAUCGCCAUCUUCCCUUGAUGCGCAACCUUCUUCCUCAACUCAUCGCUCUCAGUCGCACGCUCUCGUCACGCAUCGACUCCAACCCAACAGCAUCUGGCGUGGGAGCCGCCUUCGCCAUCGUUGCUCCUCAGCUGGAAGCCACCUUCGUCGCAUGGAGUACGGCAGCCAAUGAGAUCAUGGCCGGGCUGCGACACGCGCAGGGGCCGAGGGGGAAAGCGAAGGAUCGACUCGUGCUCACAUUGGCGCCGUAUGAUUCCACGGAAGCGCAUGGUGUCUCUGCAGACUCUGCCGCAGCGUCGUCGCCAAGCUCAUCCAGAGGCGUGUCACACCGUUUCAGCAAAUCGAUGGACGCCCACGCCCUCACACGCCCUUCAAGUCCAGAGCUACGGGGAGGUUCAACGAGGGUGAGCGUGGAUUGCCCUCCUGCAUUUGCAGCCACCUCAGUCGAUGCUGAGCUGGGUGUAGCCGGCAAAAAAGUGUCCAAGAGGCGCAGCACGAUCAGCAGCGUGCAUCCUCGCAACUUUACCAAGUCGAAAGCAUCGACCAGUGGCUCUGCGGACGCUCUGGGCGGAGACAGGAUCGACGUCAAUGGCAGGUCCAUCAGUCGCAAAGGCUCUCUUGACGCGCUCAACAGCCAAAGUGUAUCCGGCCCUCCUCCAUCCCCCUCAUCGCGAAUUGCGAUGGGUAGCGACGUGAGCCCCAUCGCACCAGCAUCGCAGCCUCCCUCCCGCUCCGCUUCGCCCUGGGGCUUCGCUUCGACCCGACGCAGUCUGGCCGCUGCUGCUAGCAAGCGUCUAUCGUCGUCCAUGUCAACCAUUGACGUCCCAGCCACAUUCGUCGAGCAGUCGCCCAGCGGCGGUAUUGCAGCUGCGUCAGCAAAAGCGCUCUCCCCACUCGACGUGGCCAUCAUGCCCCUGCAGCGCCCGCCGCGCUACCUUCUCCUGCUUGCCGAGCUGGUGCGCAAUACGCCUGCCAGCUCAUUGAGCCAUGCGAGGGUCACAAGGAGCUUGGAGGCGAUGCGCGGGAUCGCAGCAAAGUGCGAUGUGGCUGCGGCUGCUACAGCCGCGCAGGAGAAGACCACGACGACUGGUGGAACCAGGAAGGGGAGCGGAACCGUGUCGUCCACCGCUGUGUCACGAUCGACUACUCCAAGCGCGGGAGCUUCACCCACUGCGCCGAAGAGAACAGGACCUUCGACAUUGUAUCGCUGA
Messenger RNA from Jaminaea rosea, 5442 nucleotides. RefSeq lists its product as hypothetical. Gene Ontology annotation, molecular function: guanyl-nucleotide exchange factor activity. The record is from RefSeq and is a predicted model, not a curated record. NCBI's taxonomy places the organism in Eukaryota, Fungi, Basidiomycota, Exobasidiomycetes, Microstromatales. The coding region runs from base 1 to 5442 and encodes 1813 amino acids. The transcript has a single exon.